Molecule: messenger RNA, 4278 nt
Organism: Cygnus olor (mute swan)
Lineage: Eukaryota; Metazoa; Chordata; Aves; Anseriformes; Anatidae
Gene: RMDN2
Product: regulator of microtubule dynamics 2
Exons: 11
Coding region: 70-1326 (418 amino acids)
Cellular component (GO): cytoplasm; mitotic spindle pole; spindle microtubule
Molecular function (GO): microtubule binding
Source: RefSeq, a predicted model, not a curated record
ACCGCCCCCUGCGCCGCGGCGGGGCCGGGAGUGGCGGCGGGCCCCGGGCCGGGCCCGGAGGGCGCAGAAAUGUCUCGCUUUGAAAAUAAAGGACUAAUACUGGGCAUAAUGGCAGGGACUGCUGGAAUAAGCCUGGUCGUGAUUUGGUACCGCAAGGUCCGAAAACCUGGUGCAGCUGUGCGUAUACCUGACUUUGCAGAUGUAGGUAACAAGCUUAAUUCUGUAGGCGUGCAACAUGAAACUCAUAACGAGCAAGGGGCGGUAAUGGCUUUACACAGGAGGCAACUGCAGAUACUAGAAAAAUUGAAUGACUUGCUAAUAAGUGUGGAUGAACUGAAGAGAGAGGUGAAAUUUCUGAAAGAAGCUAUUCCAAAGCUUGAAGAGCUUGUUCGAGACGAGCUCCAAGGGAAGGGAGAUGCUCAGAGAGUUAGCCCAUCACACAGAGCAGCAAGGCGGAGAAAAGCUGAGACAACUCCUGCAAAAGAAACUACCAGCUCUGAAGAGGCAGAAAGUGAAGGAGGUUACCUCACAGCUCAUACUGAUACUGAAGGAGAUUCUGAGGAAGAAAAGUGGUGUAAGAAAUCACCUGAUGUCACUGUGCAAUCAGAAGAAGAAGAGUUACUUACUCUUCUACAGCAGGUGGACAGUUUGCACAAGGGUUCAGAAGAUGAUAAAAAGGAGAGCUUCAGGCUGCUACUUGAGAAAGAUGACAAGUAUGAAAACUGUGUGGACUUUCUUUGGAGAGUUGCACGUGCGUAUGGAGAUAUGUUUGAGAUGACUUCUGAUACUGAGGAGAAGAAGAAAUAUGUUUCUGAUGGAAAGGAUAAAGCUGAAAAGGCUGUCCAGCUGGAUGCCAGCAGUGCUGAGAGUCACCAGUGGUUUGCAAUUAUGUGUGGCUAUAUGUCUCAGUUUGAAAGUGUUCAAAACAAAAUCAGGAAUGGUUAUCUCUUUAAGGAGCACCUAGACAAAGCAAUUGAACUUAAACCUCAAGAUCCUUUUUUAUAUUACCUAAAUGGAAGAUGGUGCUAUUCAGUAGCUCAGUUGUCUUGGCUUGAAAAGAAAGUAGCUGCUGCUCUCUUUGGGACUCCACCAACUUCAACAGUAGAAGAAGCAUUGCAGAAUUUUCUUAAGGCAGAAGAAAUGCAUCCAGGAUAUUCCAAAUACAAUUAUGUGUAUUUGGCAAAGUGCUAUAAAGAUCUUGGCCAGAAAAACAAUGCACUGAAGUACUGUGAUUCUGCACUGUCAGUUCUCUCUGUUACUAAUGAGGUUGGAUUAUUGCAGUUGUUCGUAUCUACAGCUGUAAAGAAAAAAAUAAUCUUUGUUUGAGGGAGGGACUGUGUCAGGGACUAGUCCGUGUCAGAGGCUGUCAGAAAUUGAAUUGCAGUCUUUGUAAUUCAACCCAUAGCCGUUGAGCAUGUUACUGUUCUGAAAUUUUGCCUCAGACCUACUUUUUCUCAGUUGAAAUUACUUGGGAUUUUUGUCCCACAAUGUCUACUUCUGUUCCCGAAAGCCUCUGUUUUGUGAUUGUGUCGAGGCCUGUGGGGCACUGUGUGUUGUUAGCUGCAGCAGAAGUGGAUGAAUUGUUCAAACUUGGUUAUGUCUUCAACCACAAUGUGAUUAAAGUGGCACAGUUAUUUCAGUUAUAUCUGCUGCAACAUAAUUAAUUUUAAGAGAUUGUUAGAUUCCCUUUUAGACCCUUUAGAGUAUUUUAGUAUAUGGGAGCAAAAUUUCUAGAGAUAUUUGUGAGAUUUUAAGUGAUUGAAUUUCUCGAAUGUAAACCAAGUCAUGGCAAGAAGGUUCACUCUUGCCGUCUCAUCUCAUGUAGAAGCAAGUUCCAUAAUUAUCGACCUAUGACUGAAAAAGUGUUACCAUCCUGGAGCGUGACAAGUUCAAACCUGAGCUUUGUCAGCCUAAGGGACCUCCUUUGAGCACAGCAGAUGUGGUAGGGAGAGAGAGAGAGGUGAUUCCAGAGAUGAAUUGGCCCUAUCCCAUUUAGUUCUUUGAAGUUAAGGAAAAAGACCAUUAAAUAGCUCUGUGUUUUGAUUGACAAUAAGCUCUGUGUGUGGAGCACUAACAUGUUUGUCAAAUGUUCCCACUCAGAAGAAAGACCACUGCAUGCCUCACCAGCAGCUGCUCCUGGGUGGCAUUUAUUUUUGGUCCAAAUGAGAGUAUGUACCAAUCAUAAAUUAAGCAAUCAUUGCUUAAGUUCAUUGUUUCUUUAAAUAUAUACUGAUGCAGAUAUAAUAUAAUAAUAUCUUAACUCUUUAUUCUUUACCUAUCGUUGAAAUGUACGUUCGGCUUGCCUAUUUUUACAGAAUGUUUUAACAGAAUUAUCAGUUAUUUUCUACCUUUGCUGCAUAAAGCAUAGGAGAAAUGGUUUGAGAGAGCGCAUGCAACUGCAGUUGCUUGAACUCAGCCUGUUUUGUAUAUAUGUGCUUUGACUGUGUUCGUGCAUUUUAAUUUAAUUUUUUUUUCUGUAUUUAACCUACUACACUUCAGGUCUUAUUGCAAUGAACUCUGUAGCUAUUUCAAACAAACAUAUGUAUCGCAGAAACUUCUGGUAGGCAGAAGGCUGUGUGUGUUUAGUCAUUCAGCAUGUUCAUCAGACUCCUUGGAAAAGUACAUAGAUAGCAUAGAGUUGUAUUCAUCUCUGGUAACAGCAGCUGGACAAAAUUUUGGUGUCAAGUAACAGGUAGCUGCUAAGGCUCCCCAUACACUCAGUGGAGGAAAGAGAGGCUUCCAGGUGCCUCAUCCCGACUCCCUCUGUCCCCUGAUGGCUGAGAGAGACGAGGUGUGAAGACACAUGUAAGAUGCGUACCUGAGACACCUGAUUUCCAGACUUCAUAGUUAAUGGGAGGUGAAUCCUACCUCUAAAAGCCAAUGGCAUCAGUCUAAACAUGAGCUCGGUUCCGUCCUCAGAGUUCAGUGUGUCGUGGGCCACCCUGGGGACAGGGGUUAGUCCCUGCAAAAAGGAUCACCCUAUCACGUUUCUGAAGUGGCAGCAGGCCAGAGGUGAGAGCAGGAAUUUGGGAGCAAUUUGAGGUGCAUGUGUAUUCUGGCGAGCAGAGUGGUGUUGAAAGAAUUAUAUUCGUUUGUGAACUGAAGAAGCAGCAGCAAGCAGCACCCAAAAUCUUUUGUCCACCUGAAGAAGACAGGAAGACAACGUCCUCUUCUGUUUUGACUAAUUCUAUAGAUAUCACAGAUUUGUCUGCUUUGGCUCGUUUGCUUGUUCUGUUUUGAGUUAAGUUUAGAAAAAAGGGUCCAAGAAAACACAGUAUUGGAGCAACCAUGUGUAAUUUUUCUUUUUUUUUUUUUUUAAAGCAGCACAAGGUAACACCAAGCUCACACAUGGGAAUUACUAUAAAAUGGAGAUCUGGAACACAAACUCUGCGAAUGCUAACUGUUACCGUGAAUCCCACUUGAAUUAGAAUAUUAUCUCAUUUGUUUAGAGAAAAACUGUUAAUUCUGGGGGAAACGUUGGAACUGAAAUGAUUCAGAGCUUGGAGCUGUAUGUAGGAAUAACAUUUAGUCAGGCUAGUUUAAGGGAGGGAAGAGACUGUAAUGACUGGAGACUGAAUUGCCUACAGCCCUGUAAAAGACAGGGUUUGUGGUCUGAAAUAGAAAACAGAGUUCAGCAGCAGUUUGACAAUUUCUUUCAGUUUGCCACAGCACAGGAUCUCAAGGUUGUCAGCAGCAUAGGAUGUUGUCACAGUCAUGUGAAACCCAUCAUUCCUAAGUAUAAUCAUAGUUUCUCAUGUGAGUUUUAAAACAUCUCUUUCUUCAGGCAGGGGAAUUCCUUUAUUGUUUCUAAAUGUUGACUUUUUCUGAGAAACAUAUAUGUAUAAAGGCAUAAAAUCAGUUGUAGACUGAGAGACAUACUUGCUGGAAUGGUGCCACAUUGAGGAAAUAUGUAGUAUUUCAUGAUACAAAUCACCCUGCAGCAUAGCUAUGAAAAAUAAUAGUAGAUAAUGGUUUAAUUUUUUUUUUUUUUUUUAUUUUUUGCUUCUGAGCAUCCACAGUUUCCGCUGACUUCAGUGGGAACUAGAGGUACUCGGCAUCAGUAAAAUAGCCCAUAGCUCAUUUUAAACCUCAGGUCAAAUUCUCAGCUGGUCUAACUCAGGGUACUUCUUUGACACUUUGUCUAGGAUUCAUUUCAUGUAACAUUUCAAGCUAAGUGAGAUGGUUUUGGUCUUGGAUGUUGUAUCACAUCCAAAUAGCCUUUCUGUGUGUAUUUUCUACCACUUACAGAAUAUCUUUUUCAUUCAAGUGGCUUCCAAA